GAGUGAGACCCAAGUUGGAAAAAAGACAAACAAUUUCCAUUUUCUCUAUUUUUAAAUUUUCUUCAUUUUCAUCAUUUGGCUGCUUCAACUUCUUUGGCGAGAAAAGAAGGGAAAAAGAAAAGAAAGGGUUAUUUUCCUGCCACCUAAACAUGAUACCCUCUGAACAUCAUUUGACCCAAACCUAACCUAACCGGUUUUUCCGUCAUGGACGCGCGUCGAGCUCCACGCGCCGUCAUUGAUCCUAAGGUUCGCAAAGUCGGGUUCUUCGCCCCGCCCGAAGCCUCUCAAUCGGGUCCACCCGACCCGAUCUCAUUCCAACUCCCUCCCUCCUCCAACUCCCUCUCGCCGGUCAUGAUCCCUCCGCCGUGCCACGCAGCUGAGAAUCUCGGCCUCCACGCUCGUCCCGACGCGACUUCUCCCUCCGCCGAGGAAUCCGUCGCCGCCGGGAGCUACUCCAGCUCGUCCGAGUUCUUCCACGCUCCGAUGUCUCCGGCGCCCUCCAGCAGGAUCGUCCUCGGCAACGGAGACUUCUUCCACGGAGCUGCUUCGUCGCCGGGACGCGGCGGUGGUGGAAAGGUCGCGUCCUCGUUUCCUCGUGGCGGGUUUGACUUGACGGUGGUGAAUGAUGCUUCCCUUGCUAUUCGCGAAAUAGAGAAAGCAGGCAAAGGAGGAGGAGCAAUGGUGGAAGUGAAAGACCAAGCUCUGAAUGCUAAACAGAAGAAAGAGAAGACCUCAAAAGCUGAAAGACGAGCUCUUCAAGAAGCUCAACGAGCUGCUAAGGCUGCUGCAAAAGCUGAAGGAAAUAAGGCAUCUGUAACUCUGGCUUCAGUGAAUGUAAAACCAGCUAAAGCUGCAAAGCCCCCACAAAAAGUUGAUAAUGCUUCAGUUGCAGCCUCUGAGAAGAGGGGAGGUGAUCGUCCACCAGAAAAAGAUAGAAAGAAAGAUGUUCCUCAGCCACGCAUGCAAUAUGAUGAUAAGAGCAGAGUGGAGAAAGCCAAACGGCGUGCUGUGGUAAAACAGACUGAAGCUAGGAACAGAGUUGAACUGUUCAGGCAUUUGCCACAGUAUGAACAUGGAAGUCAGCUCCCAGAUCUUGAGGCAAAGUUUUUCCAGCUUGAUUCUGUGCAUCCUGCAGUUUAUAAGGUAGGUUUGCAGUAUCUGUCUGGAGAUAUAUCUGGUGGCAAUGCUCGUUGUAUUGCUAUGCUUCAAGCAUUUCAAGAGGCCAUUAAAGACUACCGAAUUCCAUCUGAGAAGACUCUUGUGAGAGACUUAACAGCAAAAAUAAGUAGUUAUGUUUCUUUCCUCAUUGAGUGUCGACCACUUUCUAUCAGUAUGGGGAAUGCAAUUAGAUUUCUCAAAAGUCGAAUUGCCAAGGUACCUCUGACACUGUCUGAGUCAGAAUCAAAAAUCUCUCUUCAAUCAGAUAUUGAGCGUUUUAUAAGUGAGAAAAUUAUACUUGCCAACAAGGUGAUAGUUAAGCAUGCUGUCACAAAAAUAAGAGAUGGUGAUGUUCUUCUUACUUAUGGGUCAUCAUCGGCAGUUGAAAUGAUACUCUUACAGGCACACGAGUUAGGGAAACAGUUUCAAGUUGUAGUGGUAGACUCUCGUCCAAAACUUAGAGGGAAACUUUUACUUCGUAGGCUGGUGGAGAAAGGUCUUAGCUGUACAUACGCUCAUAUAAAUGCUGUAUCCUACAUAAUGAACGAAGUUACUCGAGUCUUUAUAGGUGCUUCGUCAGUGUUGUCAAAUGGAACAGUUUAUUCAGGAGUUGGGACUGCUUGUGUUGCAAUGGUUGCCCAUGCAUUCCGCGUCCCUGUUUUAGUAUGUUGUGAGGCUUAUAAAUUUCAUGAAAGGGUACAGCAUGAUUCCAUAUGCUCAAAUGAACUUGGUGAUCCAGAUGUCAUCGCUACAGUUCGAAGUAGAGAGGAUGUGAACCACUUGGAAGCGUGGGCCAAUACUGAAAAUCUGCAACUUCUAAAUCUGAUCUAUGAUGCAACACCUUCAGAUUACGUUUCCAUGAUAAUCACAGAUUAUGGCAUGGUUCCACCCACAAGUGUACCUGUAAUUGUAAGGGAAUAUAGCAGAGAACAGGUGUGGAUAUGAAUGCUUCAAAUGUGGAUGAUCUCAAUUUUGUAUGCAUGCAGAAUCACUAUUUUGGCAAUAAAAAUUUGGUGAAGGUUGUGAUGAUGCAUAUUUUUUGUAUUAUUUUCUCAUUCUGUAAUAAUGUAACGGUCCUUUUGUCCUUUUCAAAAUUUUGGACGGUUUCUCUGUAUUCACCUGUCGCAGUGAAGAGUGCGAGUUGUCGCCUCUCCAGACAGAUUUUGGCUUUGCAUUCUCACUUGUAACAGUGUUUUGUUUAUUUAUUUUUGGUUCUAGAGGUCUUCAAAUUUUGUUGAGUUGUUGAGUCACAGUUUUUGUGGUUAGCUAUUCUGUACCCAAAUUUUGUUUCUUUGAUUAUAAUUUAAAAACCACAAGCAUCACCAUUAGUUACUGUUGAAGUAGUCACUUCAA
Messenger RNA from Cajanus cajan (pigeon pea), 2511 nucleotides. RefSeq lists its product as uncharacterized. The record is from RefSeq and is a predicted model, not a curated record. Lineage: Eukaryota; Viridiplantae; Streptophyta; Magnoliopsida; Fabales; Fabaceae.